AUCACAACUCGAACAAAUUGUUUCUUUUCGUCCAGAUUGCGGAACUGCGAUCGCAUAAAGCCUGCCACUCUCUAGGAGCCCAAGGCGCCUCCUGAGACAUACACUUCACAACCCCAACAACGCGCGGUCUCCCGAAGUCAUCUGUUGACUUUCCUGUCACGUGUGCUCGGCUCAUGUUCAGUCUCCGGUUGACCCUUUAGUCCGACAUCAGAAAGCAUUGAAAAAUGCCUCCUCCAAAUUCUCCAGUCCAGCCUAAUGACGUCUCAGCUCCGGCAUUGAUCCCCGAUUCUUCUCUUCCUACCCCACACUUCCGAGAAGAUGACGAAGAUAUUGAAGACGACGCGAUUCGUACUAUCAAUUAUCAUCCAUUCGAUGUAAAGGAAGAGUUUGACGAACGGUUUGACCAAAUCAAACCUUUCGUACGACCAUUACCCUCGGCCUACAUUGAAGCACCACAAGCACGGUUCCAUGGACCUAUCUUGGAUACUGACGGCCAACCAUCUCAAAAUAUUGACACCUUGAGACUGGUUCACAAGAUCGAUUUCUCAGCGCUCGACUACCUAAGUCAUGUGGAUCAGAACCUUAUGUGCAGCAUCUGCCGUAUGGCUUUCUACAAACCCGUCAUGGCUCGUCGUUGUCUGCACUUGUUCUGCCGCUCUUGUUUGGACCAAGCUAUCAAGCAUAACGGAGCUGUUUGUCCAAUAGAUAGACGUUCCUUGGAAUUGCCUCCUGAUGUUUCCUCAGAAAAUGUUGCCGGUAGUUUCGUUAAGGCGCCUCAUGCUAUUCGCAACCAGGUUGAUGCUUUGAUCGUACAAUGCCCAGCUUGUCUCGACCAGGUCGUGCGCUCCGAAGUUGAAUCACACCUUGCAAACGAAUGCCCUGAAGCCUUGAUGUCCUGUCCUGGCAAGAACAAUGUCGAGAACUGCCAAUAUCAAAUUCUAAGAAAGGACCUUACCGCACGAUGCCUCCAUUACAUUGGCCGCUGCGACGACUGUGGUGAGAAGGUUCUUAUGAUUGACAUGAGACUCCACAAAAGGUACGAUUGCAAGGAGAGAAUGACAUCUUGUGCAUUGUGUGGAACUGAGUACAAUAAGUUCGACGCACAAGAUCAUCACGAUGAGUGUCCGGAGAUUGAAGCUAGUUGUAAGUGGGUUGACUUUGGCUGCACACAUCGCAUGGUGAAGAGAAGUUCCCUUCAAUCCCACGAGGACAACUGUAACUUCCGAUUCAUCGGCAACCAAAUCGAGAUGUUGACAACUCAAAUGUCUCACCUUAAGGUCCAGCUCAAGGACAGACAACGAAUAUCAGAUUCGAGAAUCGGGGUCCUGGAGUCUACCACACGAGAGACAGAGAAGAAUGUGAGGAGAUUCACCAGAGCUCAGAACGAGGAUUAUGCUACGCUGAUGGGACGAAACCCCCUCUCUGGCUUGUCCGAAGAUGUUGAUCCUGUUGUGACGACUUCUGAUUAUCAUAUUAUGUCCCUGUUGGAACGCCAGACAAACAGGAUCGAUCGAAUGGAAGCCAAUAUACAUGAGAUCGAAGCCAGCGUACGUGCAAGCGAGGCUAGAAGCACAACAACGAUCUUUAACGAAAUCAUACCUAUCAAGAACGAGGUGAUGGAGCUUCGUAGUUCGCAGCAAACUAAUGCCAUGCACACACGCUGGCUCAUGCAACUACGAUUGGCCGAAAACCGUCGCCGGGGUACUACGGUGGGUAGCAAUGCUGGUGGUGGUGGCGAAUCAAACAACAGUUCUCCGAUUGUCCCUCAUCGGUCCAGCGAUUCGCUCCAUCAACCACCUCGAUUGUGAAAUGGCACCGACAAAUUGGGCACAGGAUGGACGGGUGAAUGAAUGAUUGAUUGAAUGUUGGAGUCUUGUAUUGUGGGAACCAGGGUUGUAUAAUACCAAAAAACAGUUGUCUGUAGGGUGGCACCUACAUCUGCGAGCAAUAAACAAUGAAAUAAUG
Molecule: messenger RNA, 1965 nt
Organism: Mollisia scopiformis
Lineage: Eukaryota; Fungi; Ascomycota; Leotiomycetes; Helotiales; Mollisiaceae
Exons: 2
Coding region: 225-1808 (527 amino acids)
Molecular function (GO): zinc ion binding
Source: RefSeq, a predicted model, not a curated record